Messenger RNA from Verruconis gallopava, 7502 nucleotides. RefSeq lists its product as uncharacterized. The transcript is spliced from 5 exons. Gene Ontology annotation, biological process: DNA damage checkpoint signaling; telomere maintenance; protein phosphorylation. Gene Ontology annotation, molecular function: protein binding; protein serine/threonine kinase activity. The record is from RefSeq and is a predicted model, not a curated record. NCBI's taxonomy places the organism in Eukaryota, Fungi, Ascomycota, Dothideomycetes, Venturiales, Sympoventuriaceae. Gene Ontology annotation, cellular component: nucleus. Bases 1 to 7365 code for a protein of 2454 amino acids.
AUGAAAACACGCUUAUCCGCGUCGACACACUACCUGACAUUCCACCCAUCAGGUGCAUUCUACGAGUGGGACUUUAUUUGCUCCAAUGAGCAGCGUAUGGCAUCUCGUUCACGAAAUUUGCGUUCAACGCAAAAUGGUCAGUCCGGGAGUAUGCAAUCCACAAACGGGAACUACCUACCGCCAUCUACCAUAGCUGCUCAGAUUGUCCACAAUCGAUCAACAGUCGCUCGUUCGGAGCCCGAGAACAAGGCAUUGUUCGGAAAGCUAUUGCAAGAAUAUUUAAGGGAUCCUAUAGUCGAGGAUUCAAGUAUCGAGACUCAUGCCCAACUAGUUCAAGUUGUAGCCGAAGCUGGUCUCGAUGUCUUACUUUCAGACGAUCCUUUUGCACUUGACAGUCUGGUACAACAAGCUAGAGAUAGCUUGUUAGUGAUCAGGCUGACAAUAAUUCGCAAGCCGGAUGUGCUUUUCUACAAGGGUGAAGGUGAAGAAGAAAGGCCACCGCUACUACUAUGGCUCCUCGCAAAGAUUUUGAAUCUGAGCGGCCGUCGUACCCUGUCAUUGAUUCAGAUGGACCUGAGAGAACUGCUUCAAUCCAUUUUUGCUGUUUUAUCUACGAAGAAUCGCACAUUGUCUUGUUCUUUCGACUUCAAAAUGUUGCUCACGGAUGUUGUUGAAGACUUAUUGAAUACUCUCGAGAGGAGGCAAUACGAGGACGACUCUGACAAGCCGCCGAUACGCGCUGUGGUUCCCUCGCCAAAUGCAAUGACGAGACUGUGGACACCUGCGGGUAGUUUAUUGGUUCUUCCGACAGGAUACCAGGCCGUCAUUCGAGAUCCGAUCCAAGCGCAGGUCCUCAUAAUGGAUAUUGUCGCCGUUUUAUCUCAUUGCAGUACCGGGCAUUCAAGCGAUUCAUUUAUGUCCAAUUCUGAUGAAACCCUGCAAUUCGACUGUUGUCACCGGAUCUUGGAUUUUUGCGCAACUGCCCCGAGUACAACAAAUGAAGACCAUGAUCGCGUUUUCGAUUCCGUUGCCAGUUUUCUUCUUUCAAAAAUUCAGAAGCGAUGCCCGAGGCGUAAAAUUCACCCAGCUGUUGAUCUUCUUGUGCACCUGUUGGAUCACUUACGACCACAACGUUAUCCUAACUUUUCAAAAACUGUAUUAGAGGCCAUUGAGCAAUUGCUACAACGUUGUUCCUCGCAACCAAAUCACGCUGGACUUUUGCAGCGCAAUCUUCUCCCUGUUCUCCAGCAUAUCGCUCAUGAUUUCAGCCAGGAUGUCGAUGACGAAUUCUCUGCGCAUGUUGCUGGUAUUAUCGCACGAUUAACGAAAACCACCGCCUAUCUUGACGGAAGUUCACCACCUACAAAGAAACUGAGACUAUCAACCAUCAGAUCAGAUAUAUAUGAGGACUAUCGAAAGGGUAUAGCAAAAGAGAUCAACAACCUACUUUUUGACAUUCACGAGACAGAUUUUCCAAUACUAGACGAGAAUGCUUUACAACGACUGCGGGAAUUUGAUGAUGCCAAACGCGCUACGAUUAUUGGCUGUCUAGGAAGACUUGCUUGUGCCUCUGCAGGGUCUUCCGCUCUGGAGCUUGAUGGCUCAGCCAGCAGUCGUUGUAAGAUUUGCGACAGCAUGGCUGCUCCUGCUGAAAGAGCUGGUGUGGACGCUAAGAUAACAAAGAGAGCCGAAGAAUCAAGCAUUCAUCUUCUAUCCUUCAUGGCCUUAUGUAUUGAAGAUAGCAGCCUAUGCCGCUCCAAGAUAUUUCGAGUAGCCGUUGCCAAUUCAAUUCGUCAAAUAUCCAAUCAUCUGGAUGACUCAGAAUGUUCUGUGCUGAGCUGGAAAGGCAUCGGACCCUGGCUCAUGCGUUCUUUGCAAAGUUCUGUACGAGAGCUUCGCAUUGCAUCAGCUGAGGCCUUGGUGGCUUACUCGCGGGAAAGCUUAUCAGAACCUGUACGAAGUCGAAACAGAUUGGACACGUUGGAUUUCUUCAAGUGUCUCGCUGAUAAAAACAAUUUGACUGAUCAAGAAACCCUCACAUUUGCAUGGGGAUUGAUUGGCAGGACGUGCGGCGAUGCGGAGCUAAACUUGGCUUUGAUACAGCUGGUAGACUAUCUUGGACAUUCGCACUCCUUGGUUUCCGGUGCUGCUUACCAGGAACUAUUACAGCUUGCUGAUUCCCGAGAAUGCUCACCAUCUGAGCUUCUAAGACCGUACUGGAGCAGCCUGGCGAUGCACGUCGUCAAAGACAUCUACGCUUGCCCACAGAAAGUCCAGCAAUUGUCCGAGCUCCUUGGCAUAACUGUCAACGAAUUGCUUAUACAGACACAAGCGGACACAGUACCAUUCUUGGUUCUCACACGAAAGAAGGAUGUUUUGCUGCGCAUUGCUCAAGCCCGCGGACCUUCCAUAAAUGUACAAGACUUAUGGCUGCAGCCAUCCAAAAAUCUCGCUGCAGUGCUUGCCUUACUUCUUAUUCAGCCUUCAGAGGAUCCCGAACAAGCUGCGAUUGCUCUACUCAAAGAUGCGUCUCCUGCUUUUGCUGAGGAAGAUCUCUCCGCACUCGUGAAGGCUGAAUCGAUCCCAAUUGCAUGUGAGAUACUUAAACAUGCUGCGGACCUUCCUGACGUAAGAAAACCGCAAGCACAUCAAGGCAUGCGCCUCCUGGCGUGCAUAAAUGAGAAGAAGUCUACGAGCAGAUCUUCCAGCAAGUCAGGCAAACAUCUCUCCGCAUUCCUUGAUGCGCAUAUUCUUGGGAUCAUGUCCCACUUUACCGAUAUCAUAGACGCACCACUUCAGAGACAGCCCAUGGUGGAAAAACAUCGAGCACUCCGCGCUGUCCAGCAGCUAAUCAUUCUUGGGGAUGUGCAAGUAAGCAUUGUAAUUCCUCAAAUUCGUGCGACCCUACAGUCCGCGUCAAAAAUUCCGGCCCUGGUUGACCAAGCAUUUCUUACGUGGGCUGCCCUGGUAGCCGCAGCAGGUGAAGAUGAAAUCGAGCUACUCAUCGACCAAACGUUCGCCAUGAUUGCUCAUCACUGGAAUGGUUACACGUCGAGCACACAGCGUCGGGCCUAUGACACAAUCGCAGGUCUCCUGAAGAACCAUAACGCAAUGGUCAGAGAUCGAAUACAAAUGCUACCUUCACUCGCCGGUAUUGAGAUGCUCAGCAAAUUUGAAAGCGAGAUAGCUAGGCUUAAGGCGACUUUGGACCCGAUUUUGCAUUUCGAAGCCUAUGCCCAACGUUGCAGUGAUGAAAAUUCCAUAAUUGUAUUACGAGCUUUGGUCGACCUCGGACCAUUUCUGGAGCAACAUCAGAAAAUCAUUCAUGAGUCUGCAGUCAGUCAGCAGCCGUCACCCGUGAUUGCUCGACUAUCAAGGGCGCUAUUAGACGCUGUCGUACGUUUCAAAGAGAGUGAUUCGACAAUCCCUGAGCUUGCAGCUAAAUGCUUGGGUGCAAUUGGCAGUAUAGAUCCGAACAAAGUUGAUCAUAUGAGAGAAAGACAUGAGCUUUUGAUGUUAUCAAACUUUGGGAAAGCGAGCGAAGUUGUCGAUUUCGUAGCUGUAAUGCUUGAGAGAGUUAUCGUCGAUGCUUUCCAUUCUGCACCCACAGGGAGGGCCCAAACAUACCUGGCAUACACAAUGCAGGAAUUGCUCAAGUUCUGUGACUUUAGAACUGCUGUUUACAGGCCCAGGUCCUCUCAAUCCGGACCAAAAUUUCAACGCUGGAUGCAAAUUCCCGAAUCAGUUCGGAGCACGCUUACGCCUUUCUUCAACACAAAAUAUGUUCUGGUCCAUCCAUCGUUACCUGGAGAUCACGAUUCUUUUCCGAUUCUUAAACCCGGCAUGGUACACGGAACCUGGCUUCGAACCUUCGUUUUCAGCCUUUUGCACAAGGGCACCACGGAAAAUGCUCAAAUGGUGUUUCCGGUAUUAUCCCGCAUCAUUUGGGGACAUGACAUAUCCAUUCCUACAUUCCUACUACCGUUUGUGGUUCUGAAUGUUGUGGUUGGCGGAAAUGAUGAUGACGUUCGUGCCAUCAAUGCUGAGUUCCUACGAGUAUUAUCUAUCGACAUUGACGCAAUAGAUGCUUCAUCUGCGGAGGAAGUCAAACAUUGUAGUGAGAAUAUCUUUCAAGUCCUCGACUAUCUAUCACGGUGGCUUCAGGUGAAGAAGAAGUUGCUGGGCGAAUUUGGUGGUGGUAGAUCCGUGCAAGUUCCGAAUGAUUACGAUGAGGUAACGGAGACCUCACAUAUCAGCAGUGUUGAAGCUGUAUUGUCAUCUAUACCAGCAGAUGUGAUUUCUCAGCGUGCCGUCCACUGCCGCUCUUUUGCCCGGGCGUUGUUCCAUUGGGAGCAGCACAUUCGUCAACUUGCGGAUAAGGCCGCGCUAAAACGAGAAGAUAUUGAAUUGGAUCAGCAACUCAGACAUCUGCAGCAUAUAUAUGCACAGAUAGAUGAACCAGAUGCUGUUGAAGGCAUGUCAACGAGACUGCAAAUUCUUGAUCCCGAGCAGCAAAUACUUGAACACAAGCGAGCGGGUAGAUGGACAACGGCGCAAACGUGGUUCGAGCUAUCGCUAAUUGAGAGACCUAACGACCGUGGACUGCAAAUGGAGCUGCUCUCUUGUCUGAGAUCGUCGAAUCGUUAUGGCUCACUCCUCGACACGGCACAAAGACUUACUGUUGAGCAUCCUGAUUCCAUAGCCCAAGUACUGCCAUUCGCAGUUGAAGCAGCAUGGACAACCGGCAAGUGGGAAUCGCUCGAGCGUUUCCUAAGCUCAGAUGCCGCUAAAGAUGUCAGAGACUUCAAUACAGAAGUUGGAAGGCUCUUCUUGUGUCUCCUCAAGAAGGAUGUAUCUGGAUUUGAGCGCCUAUUGUCGACACUGCGAGCUUCUAUUGCCUCUGCCUUUUCUCUCUCCACAACCUCUUCUCUUGGCACAGCACACACACACACUAUAAAACUCCACGCUCUUUAUGAACUUGAGCAAAUAGGUGCACUCAAAGACCGAGUGAUCACACCUGAUCAGCUUGUCGAUCGUCUAAGCAAGCGGCUCGAUAUUCUGGGUGCGUAUACCGCUGAUAAGCAGUACCUUUUGGGCAUUCGAAGAGCCGCUAUGCAACUCUCUGCCAUGGGCUUCUCAAAACAGCAAAUUGGCGCGAAUUGGCUUACGUCGGCGCGUUUGUCUCGCAAAGCUGGAUUAAGGGAUGCUGCCUAUGAUGCUGUUCUACAUUCAACAAAUUUGCACGACGGCGCAGCAAUGAUCGAGCACUCCCGCCUGCUGUGGCAGGAUGGCCACCAUCGAAAAGCUAUACAAAACCUUCAAAGUGCCAUCGAAUCGAACGUUUUUCAGUCUUACACUACCAGUAUGAUCGACGAUCAAUCUCUUACGACCGACGAAGGUCAUUCAAAUAAAAAUCAGAAUUUCCUAGUCGCGAAAACACAGCUUCUUCUCGCCAAAUGGAUGGAUCGUUCUGGGCACAGUAAGUCAGAAGAACUGCGGGCUCACUUUCUCCAGGCGUGCAAAUCCUUUAGUAGAUGGGAGAAGGGCCACUACUAUAUGGGCAAGCAUUAUCUCAAAAUCCUCGAAUCUGAGAAGGCAUUGCCACGAGCAAAACAGACCGAUAUCUAUCUUACUGGUGAUGUUCAGAAAUUGGUCAUCGAGAACUUCAUGCGUUCAAUGGUCUUUGGUGCCAAAUACUAUUACGAGACCGUGCCAAAGAUGUUGACCUUGUGGCUUGACCUUGCUGCUGACAUCUACAACGCCGAGCGAAACCCACGAACCCUUGAUCAACAAUAUCACUCCCUGCGGGUCAGAAAGCUUGAGGUCGUUCACAAGCAAGUGAAAAAGUAUGUUGAUAGGUUGCCUUCUUACGUCUUCUAUACGGCGCUUCCACAAGUUACCAGCAGGAUUAACCAUCCGCAUGCGAAAGCGAAUGAGAUUCUUUUGCAUCUGAUUCAUAAGGUUAUUAGCAUACAUCCUCAACAAUCGCUUUGGAGCAUUUUAGCCGUCGCUAAGUCAAGAGCAAGUGACAAGUCCAGCAAAGCGGGGUUGGUCCUUCAGCAACUCCGACGGACGAGAUCUGAGACUUCUGCCGUCGAUGUCAAGCUUCUGAUCGCUCACGGAGAAAAACUUACAAAUGCUCUUCUGGCAGCAUGUGAAGUAACUGUCGAGUCAAGAUCUUCUCGAGCCAGUCUUUCUCGAGAUCUGGGCUUCAAUCACAAGCUCGCACCAUGUCAGCUUGUUGUGCCAGUUGAAAAGGCCUUGUCAGCAAAUCUUCCGACAGGCAUUGGUGGACCAUGCGUGAGGAACCAUAAGGCGUUUCCCCGGAAUCCCAUUACUAUCUCGUCUUUCCUGGACGACGUUUUAGUGUUAAGCUCACUUCAGCGGCCAAAAAAGCUGACAAUGCGAGGCUCUGAUGGUGUGAAUUACGGUUUGCUCUGCAAACCAAAAGAUGACCUUCGAAAGGAUCAACGCUUGAUGGAGUUCACAACCAUGAUUGACCGUGGUUUGAAACGCGAUGUAGAGUCAAGCAAGCGUCGACUGUAUAUCCACACAUACGCCGUAACACCACUGAACGAAGAGUGCGGUGCGAUUGAAUGGGUUGAUGGUUUGAAGCCAAUGCGCGACAUUAUCCUCGCAAACUACAAAACGAAAGGCCUACGGCCAGAUUAUGGUGAGCUUCGCCAAUUGCUAGAUCGCGCAUGCGCAGAUCCAGAAAAGGGCUCUUGGAAGAUCUUUCCAGAACAAAUUGUUCCCAAAUUUCCGGCAGUCUUGCAUGAAUGGUUCAUUGACACAUUUCCUGAACCUGAUUCAUGGUUUACAGCGCGCCUUCGCUAUACUAGGUCUUGCGCCGUCAUGUCUAUGGUCGGUAAUGCUUUAGGCUUAGGUGAUCGCCAUGGGGAGAACAUUUUACUAGAGGAAGGGAAUGGAGGAUGCUUCCACGUCGACUUCAAUUGUCUUUUCGACAAAGGACUGACUUUUGAGAAGCCUGAACUUGUUCCUUUCCGUUUGACGCAUAACAUGAUUGAUGCGUUUGGAGUCUACGGUUACGAAGGUCCCUUCCGAGUCGCAUCAGAGCUCACAUUAAAGAUACUGAAGCAGUACGAGGACACUCUCAUGACCAUUAUGGAGACGUUCGUCUAUGAUCCAACCACGGAUUUCAUUUCCAAACCAAAGAAGAGGGUUGUGGGUGUACCAGAGACACCGGCUGAAGUGCUAGAAAGUGUCAAAGCGAAGAUAAACAGGCUUCUACCAGGCGAAACCGUUCCUUUGAGUGUUGAUGGAUAUGCAGACGCACUCAUAAGAAUGGCUACUGAUCCAAAACGCUUGGCAGGAAUGUACAUUGGCUGGUGUGCUUUCUUCUGAGACCAUUUAUGAUCAGCUCCGAAAGCAUUUUACAAGUGAUAGUGAUUAUCCGUUGUAUCAUCUGAAUAAAUGACGUAAAAUUUGAAAAUAGCUUACUUCAGCGGAGCAGUUUCAAAUGUUAUAACCGGAUUUCAAAC